AUGGCUCUGGGUGUCACUCUCAAGGUGGGCUUCGCCCUGCUGGCGGCCUCCCUGCUGGGCUUCGCCUCGCCGGGCGCCGCUGCCGCCGCCACCGACCGCUAUGAGGUCGACCUGCCGGCCGACUACACCGGCAUGCCGGACGGCCUGCCCGCCUACGCCGGCCCCGAGCGCCUGCACCCCGCCGAGCCGAUCCGCUCGCACACCGGGUCGCGGUUCUACCGCGUGCAUGUGCAGUCGCAGCGCGACGCCGCGGCUCUCGCCGAGGCGGCCGAGGCCCUCCACCUGGACCUGAUGGGGUCGAUCGCCGUCCCCGGAGAGAUCAACGUCCUGGUCCCGGCCGACUCGCUGGUGCCCUUCCGCCGGCUGUCGCUGCGUGCCAACGUCCUCGGCGGCCACGCCGACGCCGCGCAGAUGAUCGAGGCCGCGCGGGUGGAGAAUGACCGCGCGCGCUUCGAGUCCUUCGCCACCCUGCAGCAGGUCGGCAUCGAGCGCUUCGGCCUCGGCGUCGACAACGACCCCUGGUACGACGCGUACCACAGCCUGAACGAGACGUACGCCUGGCUGGACGACCUGGAGGCCGCCUACCCCGCCGGGGGUCUCGUCAGCGUGGAGCGCGUCAGCGCCGGGCGCACCUACCUCGGCAAUGACCAGGCCGGCGUCCGGAUCAAGGUCCGCGGCGCGACCCCGCGCAAGGCGGCCGUCAUCAUCGGCGGCGAGCACGCUCGCGAGUGGGUCACCAUCCCCACCGUGCAGGGUGUCCUGCAGACCUUCCUGGAGCGCGCGGCCGCCGGCGACCAGGAGAUCCUGGAAUACCUGAGCAAGAUUGACUGGCACUUCUUCCCUGUCUUCAACCCGGACGGCUAUGACCACUCCUGGACCAGCGACCGGCUCUGGCGCAAGAACCGCGUCCCCAACAAGGGCUCCGUCUGCGUCGGCACCGACAUCAACCGCAACUGGGGCAAGAACUGGAACACCGGCGGGUCGUCGCCGCAGCCCUGCUCCGACGCGUACCACGGCACCGGGGCCUUCUCGGCGCACGAGUCGCGCAACAUGAACAACUACCUGAUGGCCCUGCAGCGCACCGGCGUCCAUGUCCUGUCCUUCAUCGACCAGCACGCCUACAGCCAGCUGUGGAUGUAUCCCCCUGGCUUCACCUGCUCCGAGGUGACCCCGGAGCAUGACCUGCUCGAGGCCGUCGGCACCGCCUGCGCGGACGCCAUCUACCAGGCUGGCUUCCAGACCGUCUACAAGGCCGGCACCAUCUGCCGGAUCAUCUACCAGGCCAGUGGCGGGUCCGUGGACCACACCUACUACAACCUGGACAUCCCCUUCUCGUAUGCCAUCGAGGGCCGCGAUGUCGGCCGCCACGGGUUCGAGCUGCCCCCGGCCCAGAUCCGCCCUUCGGUCAUUGAGACCUUCGAGGCGUACCGCGUCCUGGGCCGUGCCUUCCUGGACUACUAG
Molecule: messenger RNA, 1461 nt
Organism: Fonticula alba
Lineage: Eukaryota; Rotosphaerida; Fonticulaceae
Exons: 5
Coding region: 1-1461 (486 amino acids)
Biological process (GO): proteolysis
Molecular function (GO): zinc ion binding; metallocarboxypeptidase activity
Source: RefSeq, a predicted model, not a curated record